AUGCCCUGCGAGCGACUCCCUCUCCUCGUCCUCGAUCUUCCCCUCGUCGUCGUCCGCUCCUCCAUCAACGCUACCCAUCGCACGCAGCAUCCUGCCUCUAUCCGUCAUCUGCUCUCCGCCGUCCUGCAGCCCGCCAACUCGCCGCAGCUCCGCGCCUUCGCCGCCCCAGCCUUGCGACUCCCCCAUAGGUCCACUCCCUCGUGCGGCCGUUUGCCUCCCUACCCCCCGGCUUGCAACCUCGACCACUUCUCCUCAACCCGCCCACCGCUCUGCGACUUGUUCGACCCGUCAUCGCUGCCACUGCGGAUGCGCCUGAUUCCGUGCACCGACGAAUGCACACGGCUCCUCAAGGCUUGA
Beauveria bassiana ARSEF 2860 is the source of this 357-nucleotide messenger RNA. RefSeq lists its product as uncharacterized. The transcript has a single exon. Bases 1 to 357 code for a protein of 118 amino acids. NCBI's taxonomy places the organism in Eukaryota, Fungi, Ascomycota, Sordariomycetes, Hypocreales, Cordycipitaceae. The record is from RefSeq and is a predicted model, not a curated record.